Molecule: messenger RNA, 1029 nt
Organism: Strongyloides ratti
Lineage: Eukaryota; Metazoa; Nematoda; Chromadorea; Rhabditida; Strongyloididae
Exons: 3
Coding region: 1-1029 (342 amino acids)
Source: RefSeq, a predicted model, not a curated record
AUGGGUAUUUUUCAAGAAGUUACAAAUAUGACUAGUGUUACUGGUUAUGUGACUGCUGGAAAAGAUUACCUUAUAAGUUCAAUUUUUUAUAUAUUUUUAUAUAUUUUGGCAUUACCACCAAAUGGAUUGUUAGCUUAUUUAUCAAUAAAACCUGGAUUAAUAACAGCAAGAAUAAAAUAUCCAACAUUAGGAAUGACAUUAGCAAACUUAUUUGGUCUUAUCUUUUUUUUAAUUGUCAAUAUUGUUUACCUAAUUGCUUUAUAUCAUGAUAUGAAAUUAUCAUUAAUUUUUGCAUCAUUUCUUCGAACAAUAUUAUAUAAUACAACAUAUGUAUGUUACUUCCUAUUUCCAGUAUUAGCAAUAGAUCAAUGGUUAAUGGUUUGUCACAAUUAUACCCUAACACCAACGGGAUUAACAAAAAUUAUUUCAAUUUGUUUUAUUGUACCUCUUCUUGUGGGAUGUUAUGAUUUAUUUCUUCAAGAAACACUUUUAUAUGAUUAUAUGUUUGAAUAUAUACGUAUAUCACCAUAUUCAAAUUUUUUCUUCUUCUGUAUACUAGCACCAUCAUUUUUUAUUUUCUCAUUUGUAUGUAAUCUUUUUGUUCUAUCUUCUAUUAUUCAUAGACAAUCUAAAUCAACUAGAAAACAAAUUGGUAGAACACUUAAUCCUAGACAAUUACAGCAACAAAAAACUAUUGUUUUUAUUUAUAUGCUCCAAGCAUUUAUGCCACUUAUACUUGCUGCACCAUAUUAUGCUGUUUAUGUUUGUCUAUUAUUUGGUUUUCAAUUAAAUAUCAGUUAUUUUAUAUUAGGAGAUGCUAUAAUUGGAUUGCAUCCUUUAACUAAUGCCUUAACAACACUACUUUUAUUAAAACCAUAUAGAAAAGCAUUAAAAAAAUUAUUUAAAGAAAAAAUAGUAAAUCAAAAAAGAUAUGAUAGUGUUAAACAACAUGAUGAUCAAAAAAUAAAGGAUGAAUUUCAGGAAAUUUCUGAUCAAAUUGAUUCAACAAAAGAAUCUAUAGAAUUAUAG